AACGAAAACACGUUUAGGAGUUGGACAGAAAUGUGAGGCCAACUUUGGCAACUUUAUCACAUUCUUCUCAUUUCUUUCACAAUACAUAUAGAAAAAAAUAGAAAUACCACAUUAACUAAUUCGGAUCCAUCUUUCUCAAAAAAAAAAAAAAAAAAUCGGAUCCAUCGUUCAAUCUAAUAUCUCCAACGGCCAAAAACAAGGCAAAUUCUCAAACCCUAGUUCACUUUUCCGAUCCGAUCUUUUCCACUCAGGAUGGAGCUGAAGUGAAAACUUUUGGUUUUGGAAUUCUUUUAAUAAAAUAUUGGAUAAAUGUGGACAAAUGCGGUCGAUGUGGUUGCUAUGCAGUUGCAGAGGCUUCUGAAACCUUCAUAUUGUGGCUGCUAUUGCGGUUGUACACCGCAAUUUACAACUAUGGAAAAACGUCUAAAUGAGUCGUCCACAGGAUCCACCCAGAUCAUUUUUCCCUUUUGGAAAUCCUUUCCGGAAUAUCUCACCUAAAGGCACUAAGUUAUCUCCGCAACUGCUGGCAGUAAUAUGUGCUUUUGAGGCAUCUUUGGAAGAGAGGCUGAAAAAUCUUAUUCCCAAAAGCAAGGAUGAAGUCCUCAGCUUUUCUUGGAUGACUUUGGCUAUGCAGGCACUUCGUGAAAGUCACAAUGGCAUUAAGACCCUCAUGACAGACCUUGAGCUUCCCGUGCAUGAUUGGGAUGAGAAAUGGAUAGAUGUGUACUUGGACAUUAGUGUGAAGUUGCUGGAUAUAUGCAUUGCAUUUAGCUCUGAGUUAUCACGUCUGAACCAGGGCCAUCUUUUACUUCAGUGCACAUUGCACCAUCUAAGCUCCUCCUCAUCAGAUCAGUUUAUCAGGGCAUGCUCUUUACUUGAUGGUUGGAGGCAGCAUAUUAGUUCUAAAAACCCUAGAAUUGAAAAAUGUGGCAGCAUUUUGGAUAAUCUGGUCGGGUCAUCUGAUAUGCCAAAGGUUAAAAAGUCAGACAAAGGGAAGGUUUUGAUGCAAGCUAUUUAUGGAGUAAAGGCGCUGACAGUUUUUGUUUGCAGUGUGUUUGCUACUGCUUUUUCAGGUUCUACAAAGAACUUGAUGGAUUUGGAUGUAGCUGAUGUGUAUUCUUGGGCUCCUACUUUUAAAGGUCUGCAGAAUCUUGUAAAUGAGGAAAUUAAAGUUAGAUUUUCAAAUGGGAAAUUUACUGUAUUGUAUGAGUUGGAAGCAGUUGAUUCUUCUGUAAGGGAAUUAUACCCUACAAUCCGAGGUGUUGUAGAUGUCAUUGAGACAGAAUCACAUGCAAAGAUUGUCGAUAAAUUAGGCGGAGCAGCAGAGAAUUUCUCUCAGGGAUUAGAUCUUCUUGCAAAGGAAGUGGAUGGUUUUUUCCAGGUGGUCAUGUCUGGUCGCGAUGCCUUGCUAUCUAGUCUGAGGUCAGGUGCAACUGUCAAUGACCGCAUCUUGGGGGGUAACAGAGAUGCACAAGUUGUCAAUUGAAUAUGUUGUAGCCCACAUCUGGUAUAUACCGAUGGGUCUAGGAUAAUGUUAUUCAAUCUUGUUUGGCUUAUGAUAUUGAAGUUAUCUUUAGUAAUAGGUUAUAUAAUUGUAUUAUUGAGCUGAAAUGUAUAUUUGUGAUACUCUGUGUAACAAUGUACCAUAAAAUAUGUAUGAAAAAUGUUCUUUGUGCUCAAAGAGGUUGGUUA
Molecule: messenger RNA, 1692 nt
Organism: Cicer arietinum (chickpea)
Lineage: Eukaryota; Viridiplantae; Streptophyta; Magnoliopsida; Fabales; Fabaceae
Product: protein BPS1, chloroplastic-like
Source: RefSeq, a predicted model, not a curated record